UCCGCAUCAUGUCGAGAGCUCCUCCUUCCCCACACCCACAGCCGCCGCAGAUGGAGGUCGAUCCCUCGGGCUGUAGCAGCGACGAGGAGUCUGAUCGGAUCAGACAACUCAUUCCGUUUGAGUCGCCGCCACGAGAGCUUUAUUGGCAGAUGCAAUUCCUUGGGUACAUGCCUCCGAGCCCGCGGAUGAUGCCGCGUUCUCCUCCAUCACAACCUGAGCCAGGCCCGAUGGAUAUCGACCCCCCCGCCGGCGGUGGCGACGUGCCAUGGAGUGAAAUGCAACUUUCACUCCCGUCACCGCCACCUAUGUCUGGUCCCUGUCGCCCGUGGUCUUCGCUAGAGUUUUCUGAGUACCGCAAUCCUUGUAGCCCACAGACGCAGUGGCCGGUCUGGUCAGUGACUCUCUGGAAUUUUGACGAGACAACAUCUCCUCAACAGAUGGACCCCUGCUCCACACAGAUCGAUCAUGCCGCUGCGGCACCAGUGAGGAGGUCCAUCAGAGUGUCAGUGGUAUGGCAGCACUUCAGAAAGGACAACGAUGGAGGGGCGGCAUAUUGCAACUAUUGCAGCCAAGGCUUAUUUGCUCAUCGAAAGAUACAUGAUGGCACUUCUCAUCUAUGGAGACAUCUUUGGACCCACCAUUGUUUGGAGGAGAAACUGGACAUCGGAGUAGAAGGCAUAUAUUCUGCUGCAUCGAAGAUAGUCGGUAAUAUUCUUGGGACUGAGAAUGAAGAGGCAAAGGAAACAGAUGCCCAACAGUCAGGAAGUAGGCAUCUUGAAUCGCCUUUGGAGCUUGACAGAAGAACAAUGCCUCCUAAAAGGACGCGAAAACCUGCAGCAAGUAUAGAUGGUGUUGAACACAAAUUUUCUGGAGAGACAACCGAAAUGCUGGAUACCUGGCCUACAAUGCUGAAUAUGCCCAUGGACUGGAAUGGCCAGACCACUGGAAGAAGGCAUCCCAUGGUACAACUGGAAAAUAAAAAGGCCGCGGCAAGCAUAGAUGUUGUUCAACACGGUUUUUCUCAAGUGCCGGCCAUUGCAGAAACAUCAAGAGGGAAAUCACAAGUAUGCAUAGAUGCUCUUCCACACGGUUUCUCUCAAGAGCCGACCAACGCAGCAAGGUCAAAAAGAGAAUCAAAAGUAUGGCAGCACUUCAGAGUGGAUAAGGACAGAGUGCGGGCGUAUUGCAUCCACUGCACCCAAGAUUUGGCAGCUGACUCCAGAAAUGGCACUUCUCACCUGGCGAGACAUCUUACUGCUGUCCAUGGUUUUAAGAAACAGGCCGAUGGACACUUCUGCAAAGAUGUUGCUGCAUCAACGGUAGUCCGAACUAAUACUCUUGUGACUGGGAAUGAAGAGCCGAAGGAAACAGAUGCCCAAAACUCAGCAACUAAGAGGCAUCUUGAAUCGUCUUUGGCGCUUGCUCCUAAAAGGAUGCGAAAACCUGCAGCAAGUAUAGAUGAUGCUGAAGCUCAACACUGUUUUUCUGGGGACGGGACUAGUAUAGCAAAAUCAAGAGGAAGAUCAGAAGUAUGGCAGCACUUCAGAGAGGAUAAGGAUGGAGGACGGGCUUAUUGCAACCAUUGCAGCAACAACUAUGCAGCUGCCACGGAAAUAGGCACUUCUCGCCUGUGGAGGCAUCUCGAGAAAGACCACAACAUAUUCCCAAAAAGCAGAGCCUCGUCCUCUAAAGACGGGAACUAACAAGUAUGUAAGAAGAGAAUCUCCUUGAGUAUAUUGUGUGCUAUUCAAUCACUUUCAGCAACCGAAUUUCUAACACCUGUAAUGCAUAGGGCAUUCCAACACUGUAAUUUUUCUCAAAAUCAAUCUGAGCCUUCUUCUACUUUAAAACAUGAGAGAACAGAAGGUUGUCAAGAGUUGUAAUAAAUUACUUUAUCAAUCACUACUGCAAACUUUAUUUUCCAA
Molecule: messenger RNA, 1925 nt
Organism: Triticum aestivum (bread wheat)
Lineage: Eukaryota; Viridiplantae; Streptophyta; Magnoliopsida; Poales; Poaceae
Exons: 2
Coding region: 9-1703 (564 amino acids)
Biological process (GO): regulation of transcription by RNA polymerase II
Cellular component (GO): nucleus
Molecular function (GO): sequence-specific double-stranded DNA binding
Source: RefSeq, a predicted model, not a curated record